Messenger RNA from Thalassophryne amazonica, 1641 nucleotides. Its product is annotated as ectonucleoside triphosphate diphosphohydrolase 2-like. Gene Ontology annotation, molecular function: GDP phosphatase activity; UDP phosphatase activity. The record is from RefSeq and is a predicted model, not a curated record. NCBI's taxonomy places the organism in Eukaryota, Metazoa, Chordata, Actinopteri, Batrachoidiformes, Batrachoididae. The transcript is spliced from 9 exons. The coding region runs from base 72 to 1565 and encodes 497 amino acids. Gene Ontology annotation, biological process: nucleoside diphosphate catabolic process. Gene Ontology annotation, cellular component: plasma membrane.
CUCACCACUCUGUGCACUUUGAUACAGAGCUGCUGGCAGCUUCAACUCACAUUUGCAGGCUCAGCAUCAUCAUGGGUCUGCAUGCGUGCCAGUUCAUCUUUGCAGCUGUGCUCCUGCUCCUGGCAAUAAUCGGGAUUCUGCUAUCAGUCCUCCCAGUGAACAAAGUAGUUCACCCUCCUGAGAAUAUGUAUGGAAUUGUUCUGGAUGCAGGCUCCUCCCACACCUCCAUGUACAUCUACAAAUGGCCAGCUAACAAACACAAUGACACAGGGAUUGUCACCCAACAUGAUGAGUGCCAUGUGAAAGGUGGAGGGAUAUCCAGCUAUGCAGGUGACCAUGGCGGCGCAGCAAAAAGCCUGGAGGUGUGUCUGGAAAACGCCAAGAAAGCUAUUCCCAAAUCCAGGCACCACCUGACCCCGCUGUAUCUCGGAGCGACUGCAGGCAUGAGGCUCUUAAACAUCAUGAAUGCCACAGAGACACAGCGGAUACUGAAAGAAGUCAGCGCCAAACUGCAGUCGUACCCUUUUAGGUUCCGUGAGGCCGCCAUCCUGAGUGGCAAGGACGAGGGCGUGUACGGCUGGGUCACAGUCAACUAUCUCCGGGAGAAUUUUAUCAAAUAUGGUUUCAUAGGUCAGUGGAUCGAUCCCGGCAGGGCCACGGUUGGGGCGAUGGAUUUAGGCGGAGCUUCAACCCAAAUCACUUUUGAGACCAAGGAAAAUGUUGAGGACGAGACUAAUUUGAAUGAGCUGAAGCUUUACGGACAAACCUACCGUCUGUACACACAGAGCUUCCUGUGCUACGGCCAAGACCAGUUCUUAAGAAAACUACUGGCUCAACUCAUCAAGACUCAGGGCAUGACGGCACAGGUGUGUCACCCCUGCUAUCCCGCACACUUCAACACCUCCAUCAAACUGGGAAAAGAUGUGUUUGAUUCUCCGUGUGCGAAGAAUCUCAGACCGCCACAGUUUGACCCGCAGCAGUCCAUCACCAUCGUGGGUGCAGGAGAUUACCAACUGUGUCUGAACAACAUCUCGCUGUUGUUCUCCUUUGACAACUGCAACUUCUCCAAAUGCUCCUUCAAUGGAGUGUUUCAGCCCAACGUGACAGGGAACUUCAUGGCCUUCUCAGCCUUCUUCUUCAGUCACAAAUACAUCAAGCUUCUGACUGGCAUGUCUCCCAGGUCCUCUGCUGAAAUGACUAUGGCAAUCAAACGCAUGUGUAACAUGACCGUCGCUGAGAUGUCCAAGAAGACGCAGCAGCCAGAGAAAUACAUGAAGAAUGUCUGUGCUGUCGCCAUGUUUGUCCAGGUCCUCUUAACCAACGCAUACCAGUUUGAUAAGGAUUCUCUUCCUCGCAUCUCUUUUGAGAAAAAGGUAGGAGACACAGCUGUGGGCUGGACUUUGGGAUACAUGCUGAGUCUGAGCAGUAUGCUGCCAGCAGAGAGCAUCACACUGAUGCGGACUCUGCCUCCAGGACCUUGGACAUGCAUCCUCCUCCUCUUCAUUAGCCUUCUCUUCAUUGCGUUAGGGUACCUGCUCAUGAUCUUCCGUAAGACAAAGAAUUAAUGAGGCAUGGUGCAAGAAGAUGACACAGUUUGCAACUGUGUUCACAUUCUGAAAAAAAAUGUGCAUUUGUUCUCUA